Messenger RNA from Durusdinium trenchii, 408 nucleotides. The record is from the annotation of a GenBank genome assembly. NCBI's taxonomy places the organism in Eukaryota, Dinophyceae, Suessiales, Symbiodiniaceae.
AUGAAGCGGCGCUCGCUCAUCAUCUCAAAUUCAAUCAUUCCAGACUCCACCGAUCAAGAGCUCUCUUUCGAAGAUCAUGAGAUGCAGCUUAAGGCCUUGCGCGCGGGGCCGGGCCCCGUGGUGCUCCUGCUCUACGCCAGUGGCGGCCGCAGCUGCCCGGAGGCCUGUCACCGCAUCCGCGAGGCUUAUGUGAAUCUCGCCAGCCACUCCAAGCAAGCUGUGGCAGCGGUCCAGUGCAAACGACGCCAAGGCAAGUGUGCCGAAUUUGCCGACAAGUUGCCAGCCGUGCUCUUCUUCGCCAAAGGAAACCGACCAGAGAAGGUGUUAUCGACGGGCACGUCCUUGUCCUAUUCGCUCUUACAGAAAAAGAUAUGUCGAUGUGGAGGUGGCCAAGGCAGAUGUGAAUGA